AAAGGAUCUGUAGUGCACUCCUUAUUUAUCGGAUUAAGACUCAAUUUACUUGCUUUCAAACUACUGACCGGGCCGGUACCCUAGAAUGGGGGACUCAUUUUUUUUUGUUAUAAAAGCAUCUGGGGAGAGUUGGAUUUGUUUUACUUUUUUUGUUUUUAAAAUUGAGAAACCAUUUCCAUUGCAGAGAGACUUUGGAAAGUUUUUUUUGUCAUUGUGAUAUAUGUCUUUUCCCACGCCACGACUUCAUAGGUUAUCACAGAAAGAGUGAUAUCUGUCAUUGUGAUAUCUGUUCAUCCUUUUUUGUGAUAAAAGCAUCUGUGGGGAUUUAGAUUUUGUUUUACUUUUUCUGUUUUUAAAAUUGAGAAGCCAUUUCUAUUGCAGAGAGACUUUGGAAAGUUUUUUUUUGUUAUUGUGAUAUCUGUCAUUUUCCAUGCCACCAUCUUCAUACGUUAUCACAGAAAGAGUGUAGCUGUGUGCAAUAUAUGUUAUUGACGUCCUUUAUUGUUAUAGUACAUCUCUAAGGCCACUUAUAAUAUGUAAAUAUCCACAGGAUCGGCAGGAGCUGGGUAUGGAUUUAAACCACAUGUCAUCACAAUAAAAGCUGGGGAGGAUGUACAUGGAAAACUAAUGUCAUUUUCUCAAAAUGCGUCACAAGCGGUCUGUGUUAUGUCAGCAAGUGGUGCCAUAUCUAAUGUAACACUCCGUCAACCAGCAACAGCUCGUGGGUCUGUGACAUAUGAGGGACGGUUUGAAAUCCUGUCUCUUUCUGGCUCCUUCCUAUUCUCUGAAGCAGGUGGUGAACGCACAGGCAGGUUGAGUGUUUCUCUAGCAGGGCCAGACGGUAAUGUUAUAGGCGGCGGUGUUGCUGGUCUUCUGAUUGCAGCAGCUCCUGUUCAGGUUAUUGUGGGGUGUUUCAGCAUGGGUGAGGUUGAACAGGUACAGAAGCCAGGCCAUCCUGAAGGGCAGAUCACUCCACCUUCUCUGGGUGCGCUGCCUGUCUCGGGAGCCAAAAGCCCGCCUUCCUUUGGGUCAUUAAGCGCAUCCAGCGGCGGCGGAGGAGGCCCUGCCAGCCCUCCGCCACUUAACCAGCACCACCAUGAACCUUCAACUAGCAGUCCUCCUGGAGUUGCAAGCUUCCCGUGGAGGUAGUACUAUACAGAAGCUUUUGGAAGGAAACAUCAAAGUCUCAGAACUCUUGUAAGUCUAAUGUUCUUCUAGGAACUCUCCCCAAAUAGUAUAACAAAUUUCGUAGGGAAGAAUUUUGACUAUAUAGUGUAGUGCCUAUGUAAGGGGAUGGUGCCCUCUCACUUCUUUGAAUCUUACAAACAUUUGGGGAUGGUUCAUUUCUUCCCGUGUUAUUUGCUUUUCAAUAGCUGAACAAAAUCCAGAAAACGAAUAAGUGGGCCCCCACAAGUGAGAGGGUGGAUAUGAGAGGGGUGUUCUUUGUCUCCCGUAAAAAAAAUUUACACGUGAUCGAUCACACAGUUAUUAAUACAGGGAAGAGGAACAUGUGACCUUUUGGAAAGGGAGGAGAGGGGAACAUUCUAAUUUCCCAUGCUCAUUCCAAGUUACUUGUUGCUCAAGAUUUCAGUUGAGUUUCGAGCAAGGAAAUCUUAUUAGGGUUCAAUUCAUUGUUUUUUAUGUAAGUUUAUAUCAGUUUAAAGAAUGUUAAUAAAAAAAAGAAACACUCUAAAACCUU
Cuscuta campestris is the source of this 1699-nucleotide messenger RNA. The record is from the annotation of a GenBank genome assembly. Lineage: Eukaryota; Viridiplantae; Streptophyta; Magnoliopsida; Solanales; Convolvulaceae.